Molecule: messenger RNA, 3072 nt
Organism: Cladophialophora carrionii CBS 160.54
Lineage: Eukaryota; Fungi; Ascomycota; Eurotiomycetes; Chaetothyriales; Herpotrichiellaceae
Exons: 3
Coding region: 1-3072 (1023 amino acids)
Source: RefSeq, a predicted model, not a curated record
AUGGACUCCAGUCAAGGCGACAGCGGCUUGAAAAUCACGGGUGGACAAUCUGUGUCAGUCGAAGUACCAAAACAGAAAAUGGUCGCAGCGGAGGACGAUUCAGAUGUCGCAGACACGAUCCCUCGAGUGGCUGAGAGUGGCUUCAAGCAGCGUUCAACACGACCGAAGCGCAUAUCUGAUAAGUCAGACUCUUUUUCGACUGAUGCUGUUCCAGCCCAAGAGUCAGACGUCUUACUGAAGUCGGAUGAUAGUCAGCAGUCCGAUGAUGGCAGCCAAUACGAUGCUUCUUCUUCCGGGAAGAAACCAGCAAAGCGUCAACUCCAGAAAGAGAUAACUCCAGCUAGUCCUAAGAAAGGAAGACGGCGAGGCAAGACUGAGAAGGCCAACAACACGGUGAAGCGGCCACGUCAACUGAAGCUCAACCUGGAGCAGUCGCACAACAAGAUCCGCUCGCAGAGGAACGCCAUCCAAGGCUAUAAAACAGCCAAAUUAAAGCAAUUGGAGAAACGAAAAGCACUAGAGCAAAUCGAGAGAUCUCUGAAGGAAGAAAAUUCCAAGCUUGAACAGGAGGUUCAAGACUUGAAGCGUCAGAUUUCGGCGCACGAGGCCACAAUUCAAGGGUAUCAUGAUGAUGCGCUCGAGCUUCUUGGAAAAGACAAAGCAGAGGCAAUGCAGGAUGAACAAGUAACCGAAGCCCUGACCUGGCUCUUCACCGAAACCAACGAAUGGGCCAGGACGUGGUCAACCAGGAGGUGGAAUGAUGAUGCGAAGGCCACGGUACGAGGUAUCCUCACCUCACAUGAAAAGGACGCGGGGAAAGCGUUCGCAACAAAGUGGCUGGUUGCGGCGAUUGACGAGGCUGUCAAAGACAAGCAAACACCACCGCCAAUGGUCUUUAACGCUCUCCUUAACUGGUUUCUCUGUGCUGAGACGUUUCGAAGACCGUUCGCACAUCUGGGCAGGAGCAUUCAGGACGCGGCAAAUAACAGUUUUGAAGACUGCAUGAACUGGAUCAUGGAAGCAGCGACUGAAGAAUGUACCGAAGGCUCCAACAAGUUAAGGGCCCGAAUCUGUAGCCUUGUCGACAAGCCUUCUGUUCUCGACGGAAGCAAGGCAGCCAAAUUAUCUUCGCGCCAAAAGAACAUGCAGCGCCUACGCCACAAUCGUUGCGAGAAGAUAGCCGCUCUAUGCCUGUCAAAGUUCAGCGUGGGCUUGCAAGAGGUCAGCGACGAAGAUGGGCAGAAGCGCCACAAGGAGAUGCUCGAGAUUGUAGAGGCAGCCUUACGUCUCUCUGCCAGAUUAUCAUCUGAGAACCCCGAAGUAAAAGUUUACUUUCUCGACGACCUGGGAAUGACCAAGUUCGACCUGAGACACAACCGAUUCAGGCCGCAUCGAAUCCUGAAGUUGGAUGACGAAGAAUAUGACGAUGAGGCACAAAGAGCCGAAGCCGAAGCCCUAGUUGGUCGUCCCUUCGAUAUGGUCGUGGAGCCUUGCAUUGUCAGACGUGGUGAUGCGAAGGGCCGAGAGUACGACAAGGAGCAGGUCCUGCACCGUGGCGUCGUUUGGAUGGUUAAGGGCAUGGAAAUCCAUCCGGAAGAGCUUUCGAAAGACGAGACAAGCUCCAACGAUCAAUACUCCAUGCAGACGAUGUCAGCUGCAGGACCAAGCCGCGGCGAUGGAGACGGAAGGUCAGCAGAAUCUGGAUUACAUCUUGGGAAUGGCGUUCAAGGUGAACCGAAUGAGUCUGCACCCCCGGCCGAUCGGGCGUCAAGCUACAAUCUUCCUCGUGCCCCCAAGCCACCUUCCAAGUACGGCUCCGAGGACGAAGACAAACCUUCUGUUGGCGAUAAAAAGUUCGUCAGCCGUGAUACGAGCACUUCGGAAAUUUCCGGUGGGCAGAUCCAUGCGAACAAUUCUCGUCGCUCCCACCAGAAACCUGAUCGGCCCACACUUACAUCCAGACAUCAUCCUCAGUCUACCGAUCUGCUCAAUGAUGGAAAAGAGUCGACUUCUGAAGCAGAGGAUGGAUCAGGAGGCUGCCAAACAGCUCUCGCGGAGUCAAGAACAUCCACGCCGAACACCGAUGCCCGCAAGAAGUGGGAAAGCUGUCCCAAGGGACAUAGCAGGAGAUCCAGGAAGAGUCUCGCCAGGGGGGCAUCUCGUCAGCAGGCGAAUGACUCGGGCAACAAUGCAGAACCACAGGUGAAGGAAGAAAAAGCGGAUAGUAGUGCUAAUGCCAGAGGAGCCGCCAGGAUUCGCAAGGAGGAGGCACCCCUAGGGCCUGUGCCAAACCAUUCCUCAGAGCUCUCCAGGAAACGCAAGCAUUCGGGUAACAGUACUAAAGAGCAGGUGAGAGAGCCAGAGAAUAUCGAAAGUGAACCACCAAGCAAGAAAGUGAGAGCAGCCACAACGGAAGUGCAGGCAGUGGCGAAGCAUACGUCUCGAUCACCCAGUCCGCCGUUGGAGGGCACUGCGAAGCCUCCUCGUCCCCAGGCCGACCCAUUUCAACAGAGCAACAAGAAGUCACAGCCAAACUCGCCGAGGAGCGUUCCAUCAAGAGUGCCAGCGUCACUGAUGGGUCCAGCAUUUGUUUAUUGUUUUGAAAAAGACGGAUUCAGCAUCAUCGAACGACAGUAUGCAGUCCAAGUCUUCGAGGAACCUGAGCCAGCCACAGAUUGGGCGUCGAAACACGGGCCGAGAGACCAGAUACCACUGGACGACAGGAAUCCGAACCCAGUGUACCAGACUGCCAGCCAGAGUGCACAAGCGAACAAGGCUGCGAAAUUAGCUAUUGAGAAAGAACUAGGUAUCCAGAGCAACACGCCAACUCAAACGAAUAAGCCAGCACAAACGAACAACAUGAUCGCGAACUCAGUGUGCCAGACUGCCAGGCAGAGCGCACAAGCGAACAAGGCUACGAGAUUAGCUGUCGAGAGAGAACUACGUGCCUACAGGAAUGAAUCAGCUCAAACGAAAAAGCUGGCUCAAAAGAAUAUUCCAGUCCAAAUUCACCAGCCAGCGCCCGAGCAGUCACAGUUAAUGCAGAUUCUCCGCUCGAUUGAGGCCCCCUGA